Messenger RNA from Botrytis byssoidea, 585 nucleotides. RefSeq lists its product as uncharacterized. The record is from RefSeq and is a predicted model, not a curated record. The transcript is spliced from 3 exons. Bases 1 to 585 code for a protein of 194 amino acids. NCBI's taxonomy places the organism in Eukaryota, Fungi, Ascomycota, Leotiomycetes, Helotiales, Sclerotiniaceae.
AUGCCAGCAAAACGCAAAGAUACCUCUGCGCCAGCAGCUGGACCGCGGUCCAAGCUAGCUAAAGAACACAAUAUUACCGCUGCGGAAGAAACAGAGAUCAAAGAGGCAUUUUCAUUAUUCUCGCAAAAGAUGGAGGGCGAGAAGGAGGGCGUUAUUGCUAUGGGUGAUGUGAGGAGGGCGUUGAUCGCCCUAGGACUAACACCCACCCCCUCCGAACUCCGCGAAUACCACAGCAUCCUCGACCCGGAAGACGAAGGCUUUACAGUCUAUCGGCAUUUCGUUGCUAUCUGCGCUAUUAAAUUUCAUUCCCGGACUCGAACAUCGGACUCACAUAAGAAAGAUGUAGAUGAUGCGUUCCGACUGUUUUCAAAUGCUGGACAGAAGAAGGGCAGUGGAGGGGGAGAUGACAUGGGAAGAAUUACAUUGGCGACGUUGAAGAGGGUUGCGAGGGUGUUGAAAGAGGACGUGGAUGACGAGUUGCUGGUUAGUAUGUUGUUGGAGGCGAAUGGCGGACAGGGAGUUGGGAAGGGUGUGGAAAGAGAUGAGUUUGAAGAUGUCAUGAGGAGGGCGGGGAUGUGGAGAUGA